Folsomia candida is the source of this 1881-nucleotide messenger RNA. RefSeq lists its product as uncharacterized. Lineage: Eukaryota; Metazoa; Arthropoda; Collembola; Entomobryomorpha; Isotomidae. The coding region runs from base 1229 to 1684 and encodes 151 amino acids. The record is from RefSeq and is a predicted model, not a curated record. The transcript has 5 exons.
AGGGUACACAGCAAUUUAUUCAUAGUAUCCGUCCCGUAAGCGUCAAUGAAUGGAAGUUAUAUUUUUAGAAUUUCAUCAAAGGUUAAUAAAAAUGAAGGUGUACUUGCAUUAUUUCUCAUUUGCUGGUUAUUAACCAAGCUCAGCAAGUGUUUAUGACGAUGGGGAGCUUGCACUGGAGAAGAAAUGAAUUACAAACUUUUACUCCAGCAAACAGUACUAGGUGUCACAAGGACUGAAAAUGCAUUGGGGAACGGUUGAGGAUGGACCCAAAUACAUUUCCUUGUGAAAUAAGGAUUACUUAUACGAGGAAAAGUUAGCAUCAGCCGAAAAGAUAUCAAGGAGGCGCAAACUUUGGCUCAAUAAUUACCAGCAGUUUGUUUCUGAUAAUGACCUCUCCCCCCCAGAUUAAAGAUUUACUUUCCAGGUUAACUAGAUCAAACAGUUGGAUUUCCUAUAACUUCCAAAUCCCGCAUUGUUUUUUCCUAGCUUUAAAUGAAGAGACUCACAUGUUUAUCUUUUCAUACAAGAAAGAACUGAUCCAAUUAACUUAUCGCUGCAUAUCCCGUUGAAGACCAUGACGAAAACUAGAGUACUAUUAGAAACAUGUAAUGCAUACUUGUGCACACAUGAUUUGAUGUCAAGCAAAUUAAACCAAUAAUUGUACCAACAAAGUUCGAUCGAUAAGCUCAUGUUAAAAAAAUGGUCACAUUAAAUGGUGAAAGCAAUGAAAGUGUGAUCAUACCCUUUUCAUCAUCUUACAAGUGUGUUCACUUGCCUAUUUACAUACAUAUGUACGCAGCUAAUGUAUACACAGCUCGCUAAUAAUACAAAUGUGCAUAGCUAAUCAAGGAACAAGACCAUCCUUACAGCAUUUGUAUAUAAUGUCCUGCUUGCAUAAACAUCCCAGGAUAAAUAAAAACCUGACUGUCGAGCCUGUUAUACGCAAUAAGGGGAUUAUUUGCGAACUCUCAUUUUGGCGAUGUGAUGAGCAUUUGUUUAUGACCGUGCUCAUGAUUAUUACAAAAAACUGAUCGAACCAUACACACUCUUCCGUUACGUGAAUAGCACAUUACACAUCUUGCGUGCAGAUGGUUGGAUUACAUAUGCAUGGCAUGGCUAAUAUGUACGGGUAGAACGGGUAGAACUCAUUAGUGGAAUAUUAUGGGAUGGAUUAUUUCUUACAAUCUCUUUCACUUUCGUACUUUCUCCUCCUGCUGCGGAAGGAAAAAUGUGCUGUGGUGACAAUUUACAAGCUCAGGCUAGGAAUGUGGCUCGUUUUGAAAUGGUAGUAUGCACUUUUGUCCUGGUUUUUGCUGCUCCAACCUGGGUGUACAUGGAUAUGGAAUAUCCAGACCGAAGCAAAGACCACGCCGUGCUUUAUGCUAUUUUCGUUGGUGGAGCCACGAUUGAGCUUGCUGUAUCCACAAUUCUUUACACUGGAACAGAGCAGGACAACAUUUCAAAGUGUGCGACGUGGUUGUCCAUAAAUGUCAUUGGACUUAUAAUGUGCACUGUCGAUACUAUAAUCACCAUAAUUUCAACACUUGAUUUGCCUCAAAGUUUGCCAAAAAUUAUAUUCAAUGGAUUAAAUUACUAUUUUCUCUUCAUUGUAAACUCGUACAUGAACGAAAUAAAAGGAAAUAAGCAGUUGCCAGAAUGUAGUCAACCCGUGCUGUAUUUAUAAGUAUUUAGCUCUAAUCGUUGUGACAAUUUCGAAGUGGAAGUUUCAUCUGCCAGAUUACAUGUGGAAUAAAGUACGGUUUAUACAGGUAUUCUUGAGAAGUUGGAUACCAAGUUUGUGCGAACCACCGUAUGUAACAUGUACAUAAAUAUGUAAAUAUACAAGUCGCCAAGAUAUGAAUAAACAAAAUUAUAUGCGCA